AUGGAUUGUUUGAGAACUUCACCGAGCAAUUCCUGGAUUUAUCCCACUGUAAUCCUCUGUUUAUUUGGAUUUUUCUCCAUGAUGAGACCCUCAGAACCAUUCCUUAUCCCAUAUUUAUCUGGACCAAGUAAAAACCUGACCAGCACAGAGAUCACCAACGAGAUCCUUCCUGUUUGGACCUACUCUUACCUGGUGCUGCUGCUCCCCGUGUUUGUCCUCACUGAUUACGUCCGCUACAAGCCGGUCAUCGUCUUACAGGGGAUAAGCUUCAUCGUCACCUGGCUGCUGCUCCUGUUUGGCCAAGGAGUGAAGAUCAUGCAGCUUGUUGAAUUUGUCUAUGGUCUGGUCUCGGCCACCGAGGUGGCCUACUAUGCCUACAUCUACAGUGUGGUCAGCCCAGAGCACUACCAGAAGGUGAGCGGCUACUGUCGGAGUGUCACGCUGGUGGCCUACACAGCGGCCUCGGUGCUGGCCCAGCUCCUGGUUUCCCUGGCAAACGUGUCCUACUUCCACCUCAACGUCACCACCUUGGCCUCUGUCUCCGUGGCUUUCUUCUUCUCACUCUUUCUGCCAAUGCCCAAGAAGAGCAUGUUUUUCCACGCAAAACCCAGCAAACAAGCUUCUCAGAAGACACCAGGACAGACUGCUGUCCUAGAGGAAGCCAAUAGAGGUGAUGAAGCAGCCCACCAAGAAGCAGGCACCCUUUCCAGGCAUGGGGAGGAGAGCCAGCCCAGCAGCCCCAAGCCCAGACAUGAGGCUUUGAGGAGCUGCGUGCAGUGGUUCCAGGAUCUGCGGGAGUGCUACUCCUCCAAGCGUCUUUUCUACUGGUCCCUGUGGUGGGCUCUUUCCACAGCGGGUUUUAACCAGGUUUUGAACUAUGUGCAGAUCCUGUGGGAUGACAAGGCCCCAUCCCAAGAUUCCUCCAUCUAUAAUGGAGCAGUAGAAGCUAUUGCAACAUUUGGAGGGGCCCUGGCUGCCUUCGCAGUGGGUUAUGUGAAAAUCAACUGGGAUCUCCUGGGGGAGAUGGCUCUGGCCAUCUUCUCCACGUUCAGUGCAGGGUCUCUGCUCCUCAUGCAUUACACACUCAGCAUCUGGGUGUGCUACACUGGCUAUUUGGUGUUCAAGUCCAGCUAUAUGCUUCUCAUAACCAUAGCAGUAUUUCAGAUCGCGGUGAACCUAAGCGUGGAGCGCUAUGCCCUGGUGUUCGGAAUGAACACCUUUAUUGCCUUGGUGAUUCAGACUGUCAUGACUGUGAUUGUGGUGGAUCAGAGAGGGCUCAACCUGCCAGUCACCACGCAGUUUUUAGUUUACGGGAGUUAUUUUGCAGUCAUCGCUGGCAUUUUCCUGAUGAGAAGCAUAUACAUUCUCUACUCUGCCAAAUGCCGAAAGGAAGUACAGAGCCCAGCUCAGCCACAACCAGAGGAACCCAGGAACAUGGGCAUGGCGACAAAGCUCUGA
Marmota flaviventris (yellow-bellied marmot) is the source of this 1458-nucleotide messenger RNA. RefSeq names its product solute carrier family 19 member 3 (gene Slc19a3). Gene Ontology annotation, cellular component: plasma membrane. Gene Ontology annotation, molecular function: thiamine transmembrane transporter activity. Gene Ontology annotation, biological process: vitamin transport; transmembrane transport. NCBI's taxonomy places the organism in Eukaryota, Metazoa, Chordata, Mammalia, Rodentia, Sciuridae. The record is from RefSeq and is a predicted model, not a curated record.